AUGCUUCUCCUUCUCCAGCUCAACCUUUCUCCUAAACUCCUCCACAGUAUCCUUACAAUCGGGCCAAGACCCGGCCCGAUCCUCCUCCUCCUCUCCAAGCCCAUUACUACUCCCAUCAGCCCGAACAUCCUUAGCACAGACUCUUAUCGCAAGCGAAACCGAUCUAUCCGGAAGAUUACUCACAAAAUCCAGCCAGUCGUGGCAAAUGCCGAGGAGGUGGGGCCCGCCCGAGAGACGCGGAGGAGGGGAAUGGGCCCGAGAGCAGUAUUUGACUUCAGGGCCCACGAAUUUGGAGAGCCAUCUGUAAAGGGCCUCGAUGUAUCUCCUUUGGGCCUGGACAUACACGUUGAAACACGAGCGCCAGUUGAGGAGCUCGGUUUCGAGCUGGAGGGUCGCGAGACGGUGAGACUCGUUGCAGAAUUUACGACAAGUGAAACAAAGGAGAUAAGUGAGCAUAAAAUCAGCCAAAGCAUAGCAGCUUCAAGAACAAUUGGGAAAUCACAUGCUCACAAAUACAAUUCAUAA
This is a messenger RNA of Striga asiatica, 525 nucleotides long. NCBI's taxonomy places the organism in Eukaryota, Viridiplantae, Streptophyta, Magnoliopsida, Lamiales, Orobanchaceae. The record is from the annotation of a GenBank genome assembly.